Messenger RNA from Trichomonas vaginalis G3, 918 nucleotides. RefSeq lists its product as uncharacterized. Lineage: Eukaryota; Parabasalia; Trichomonadida; Trichomonadidae. The transcript has a single exon. The record is from RefSeq and is a predicted model, not a curated record. The coding region runs from base 1 to 918 and encodes 305 amino acids.
AUGUUUCCAAUUCUUUUUGGCCUUUCAACAUCAAUUUCUGAUGAAGAUGUCUAUUCUAGAAUCAAACCUGGCUAUAAUAAUGUAUCUUUAAUCUCAACUAAACGCUAUUUCAAAGUAGAAAGUGGUCAUCUUAUAUUAUUCCUCGCAGAAUCAACUAAUGAUUACACAGGUAUAGCCCAUAGUGAUAAUGAAAAGACAGAGCUAUUUAAGAAUGAAACAUUCGGUAUUAAUUUCAAGAGCAGGGGAUAUUUAGAGAUGCUCUCACCAAAAUUCAAUUCAAUAUAUGCCGUUGACUUUUCUAGGUUCAAAUAUCCAUCAUGCAGUGAAAAUAUCGCUUUAAUUGGUAGUGGAUCAUUAAAUGUUGGCUGCUCUCAAGGAGCUGACUAUGUAUUAGAAAAAGGUGACAGUGUUUGUGUUUAUUAUGCAUUUCCUAAAACAAUUUCGACAGCUACUCUCACUAAAUCUUCCACAUUAUCUACAACAGUCUACACAGCUAUAGGUGACGUUACAAAGUCAGACAAUGUUACACAGCCAUUCAUGAUGAGAAUAGUAUAUAACAGUAAUACAUGUGAUGGCUCUACUGUUGGUGCUACAGUUACUUAUAAUGAAACAUCAACAGUACUUAGCAUGAAGUUAUUACCAGAAGGCGGCUAUCAGCUUGGUUCAGUUGGUAAAUUUGCUGGCUGGGUUGCCGUUCUUGUUGUUAUUUCUGUUUUAUCCAUUGUUAUCUUAGGAGGUAUAAUCGUUGCAAGUGUUGUUCUUGGUAUUUGCUGCUACCACUGCAUCAAAGAGAGAAUGUUCCACGCUCAGGAUGCUGCUCAGUUGGAGCUUGGUAUCAUCGAAAUUCCACCAGCUGAUGACAGUCCAUAUGAAUCAAAGAACCCACUUCAGACUCAUGAAAAGAACAGUCAGUAUUAA